AUGCAGUUUGACAAAAGCCUAAAAGGAAGAAUUGCAGAAAAACUCCGAGACUUGAAGGAUUUAGAUCCUGUUUUGGUCAUUAUUAUGUCUGUGGUUCUUCUUGGUUCUAUUUCGGCUCUGGCGGAUUUACAAUACGUCGCUGUCUACCUCAUGGGCCCUCCUUUCCUAUGGAGUCCAGAACGUGUUGGACUGUACUCGGGUAUAACAGAUGUUACAGCAGCUGUCAUCUCAGUUGUAUUCACCAUUGUGAUAAUUAAAUUGGACGAGAAGAAAAAAGCGCGUGCUAAAGCAACUGAAGCCGACAAUGUCACAAACGAGAAUGUACCAGAACCUCAAAGAACAGAAAAGCAUUACACCCGGCUAAUGAAUUUGCUUGUUGCAGUACUUGCUAUCUCACUGCUAAUGCUAAUAAUAAAUCGCACAGCUGUUGGUCUAGCUCACAGAUUCCAGUUACCGACAGCAGAUAUAAUAAUUUAUGUUGCUGCCGUCCCAAGAUUAAUGAAAAGUUUCUGCAUUCCCCUAGCUCGAACGAUGUUUUCAAUAUGCACUCCUCCAAGUAAACAAGGCAUGAUCCAGUCAGUUGGAGCAUUUGUUUCUCGAAUCGGUUUCCUGAUUAGCCUGACAGUACUUCCUGCUAUAUAUGCGGCAACUGUGUUAACAUUCCCGGCAGCUGUGUUUAUUGUUGUGGUGGUUUUGAUUACCAUAACGCUUAUUCUUGAUCUGUGCAUCCCAGUUGUGAUUAAAAGGGAGAAUGCCAAACUGGAAGCUGCUUCAUAG
Molecule: messenger RNA, 777 nt
Organism: Trichobilharzia regenti
Lineage: Eukaryota; Metazoa; Platyhelminthes; Trematoda; Strigeidida; Schistosomatidae
Source: the annotation of a GenBank genome assembly